CUUCGCAAGCAAGAGAAUAGUGGGCACUUUGUACGAAAGGUUCGUCGAGCUGGAUCGAAAUGGCGCGGAUUGCUCCGCGGAAGAGUUCCUUUUCAGUGGCUGAGUUGCCGUCAAUCCCACUUUCUCAGAGAGUGUUAAGGAUGAUAGAUGGAUUGAAUUUUAAGGAAUUUGUGGCGUUUUUGUCUGCAUUUAGUCCUCGAGCUUCUUGUCAGCAGAAAAUUGAGUUUAUUUUCAAGGUAUAUGAUUCUGAUGGCAAUUGGAAAGUUACAUUCAAUGACAUGUUGGAUGUGUUGCAUGAUUUGACUGGACAAUUCAUAUCGGAACAGCAGAGGGAGCAAGUGCUGAUCCAUGUCCUUGAGGAAGCAGGCUACACAAAGGAUUCUUUGUUAGUUUUAUCAGACUUUAUAAAGGAACUGUAAAGAAGUCCAAAAUCAUAUGAUGACUACACGUUUUAACACCACUUCUACGAGUUUGACAGCCUCCCUAUUAGUCUCACCUGGAAACAGCAUCCUUUUUCCUCUUGUCAUCUUACAAAGUUUAGCCUCAUAAAAGAGAAGUGGUGAAAGUGUUUUUGUACGUACUUUUUGAUGGAUCAAAUAUUUUUAAUGAGGAACAUCAUGUUUUCCAAGAGGGUAAUGGUUCAGUUGUUUGUUGGAAAGUCAAAUCUCGCAUUGGUUAAAUAUAAGUACGGGAUUAAUAUGAUUUAUGGGGCUUCUCCACCUUCUGUCUUGGGCUUUUGGGUUUUUAAAACUUCUAGUGAUGGAAUAUUAACCACCUCUGUCGACUUUUGGCAGUGGAAGCCUGGUGAAUUUCGUACAAUUAAGUUGCAUUGGGAAAACGAAGUCUUCAAUAAUUAUCUUGAAUGUUGGUGUGAAAUUAUCUUCAAAGUCUUGAUAAAAUCUAAUCAGUGUCAUUUUCAGCAGUGUCCAUUUCUUAAAGGUGCCUUGGCAUUGAAAUAGGGUAAAAGGAAAGCAGUCCUAGUACAUAAAAUAGGAUAGAUGUUCCUUAUGGACCUUACCAACUAAUAGGAUCUGAUUCAAGUCAUAAAGUAGGUGGCCUUCUGUUUUCUUGCCUUAGGUGGAAGUCUGAGGGAGGAUAUUGGAAAUGCGUUUGGUUCUAUCUGGUGAGAGUUAAAAAUCUCUUAUCAUAAGCAAUCCCUUGAUCGGUGCAUCCAUAUCCUCUUAGAAUUUUGCGUCCUUAUCACAGUCACUUAGAAUUUGUUCUCUUGGUUUCCACAUUGGAAAAUGCUUAAAUAGUUUUUGAUGCGGUGCUAACAUGAAUUGCUCUAAUGGUUAUACCAAGGGUAGGAUUUUAUACUUUCUUGUCUAAGGUGGAUUAAGAUUAGUGAUAAGUUGAAAAUACUUAGUGAUAACAUGGAAGAUCCAAGUGGUGAUAAGUUGAAUGUGUUCAGACUUCAGGGACAGUAACUCGGGGGUAUAGCUUGUGGUUCUAAGGCUUGUGUAAUACCUCAUCUAUUGUGGGGACACGAUCCUGAAAACUGUUUUCGGUCUUUACAGCAAAAUGCUGAAUGAGGAAACUAAAUUUUGGUUGCAUCAAGGAACAUGGCUGGUAGAGUUUAUAAUCUUAGUGUUGCCCAUUGGUUCAAAAUCAGUAAUUUCUUUUGGCAAAUGCUAGAUUUAUUUU
Jatropha curcas is the source of this 1644-nucleotide messenger RNA. RefSeq lists its product as uncharacterized. Gene Ontology annotation, molecular function: calcium ion binding. NCBI's taxonomy places the organism in Eukaryota, Viridiplantae, Streptophyta, Magnoliopsida, Malpighiales, Euphorbiaceae. The record is from RefSeq and is a predicted model, not a curated record.